Molecule: messenger RNA, 1826 nt
Organism: Xyrauchen texanus (razorback sucker)
Lineage: Eukaryota; Metazoa; Chordata; Actinopteri; Cypriniformes; Catostomidae
Product: gastrula zinc finger protein XlCGF8.2DB-like
Exons: 3
Coding region: 126-1265 (379 amino acids)
Biological process (GO): regulation of transcription by RNA polymerase II
Molecular function (GO): RNA polymerase II cis-regulatory region sequence-specific DNA binding; DNA-binding transcription factor activity
Source: RefSeq, a predicted model, not a curated record
GGCAGACUCAGCUGUUUUUGACAGUUACAAAACGUUAAAAAGUGGUCUCAGGGUAAUCUGUUGUCAUUUCACAAGUGAAAAGGCUACUUGGAUUCUAACGAGUAGGAAACACUUCUGUUGUAAAGAUGGAGUUUGUUAAAGAAGAGAGUGAAGACAUGAGUGAUCCAGAAGCAUGCAGAGUGAAAAAUGAAGACACUGAGGAACAAAGAGGCCUAGAAGUGAAAGUGGAAAAUGAAGAACUGAAGGAAGUGGAGGAGAAACGUCAUGAUCUAGAACCUCUUAAUGUCACAACUGAGGAAAAAUCUUCAAGUUUACCACAGACUGAAAAUAGUUUGUCUCAAGAAACAACUCGUAGAACAGAAGCCGAAAAUCCUUUCACGUGCCGUCAGUGUGGAAAGUGUUUUACACAUAAAGGAAACCUUAACAAUCACCUAAGAAUUCACACUGGAGAGAAGCCUUUCACAUGCCCGCAGUGUGGAAAAAGUUUCACAAGUCAAGGACACCUUAAAGAUCACAUCAAAAUUCACACUGGUGAGAGACCUUUCACGUGCCCUCAGUGUGGCAAGAGUUUCACACGUAAAGGAAACCUCAGGGAUCACAUCAGAAUUCACACUGGAGAAAAGCCAUUCACGUGCCCUCAGUGUGGAAAGAGUUUUACAUGUAAAGGACAGCUUAAGAGUCAUAUAGGUAUUCACUAUGAAGAAAGCUCUUUCACGUGCCAUCAGUGUGAGAAGAGUUUUAAAGUAGAAAGAUACUUUAAGAAUCACAUGAGAAUUCACUCUGAAGAGAGCUGUUUCACAUGUCCUCACUGUGGGAAGAGUUUCCCGUUUAAAGGACAAUUCGAGGAUCACGUAAGAAUUCACACUGGAGAGAGGCCUUUCACAUGCUCUCAGUGUGGAAAGAGUUUCACACAAGUACAAAGUCUCAGAAUUCAUCUGCAGUUUCACUCUGGAGAAAGACGAUUUAAUUGUGAGCAGUGCGGACAAAGAUUUGUUUCGGCAUCAAACCUUAGAAGACACGAGAAAACGCACACAAACAAGAGGCCCUACGUGUGUUCUGUUUGUGGGAAGAGUUUUGUGUUUCUCGACUACUUUAAAGAGCACCAGGUAAUACAUACAGGUGUUAGAGCUCAUGUGUGCUCGGAGUGUGGAAAAGCAUUUGCUAGAGCCAGAGAGUUGAGACGGCACAGAAGAAUCCAUUCUAGGGAAAAACCUUGCAAAUGUUCACAUAGUGGAAAAAGUUUCACUGCAUCUAAAAGUCUGUAAGUACACGAAAGUGUGCAUACUGGCACUGGCCUGAAAGAUUCAGCGAAUCAAGUUAUUUAAAAGCUCAUUUUAAAAGCGCUGUCCACAAAGAGUGCUCAAAAUGAGUUCAUCAAGACUAAAUGACCAUAUCCAUGCUAAACCAUUUUAGUUUGAAAUUGCAUUCAUUUAGCUGCAAUGACAUUUUCUUUCACAGAAAAUGGAGACUUUCGAGAUUUGAAAAAUGAUGACGUUAAGUUUUCAAUUCAAAGCAGAUUAGUGGCCUUUGAUGGAAAUACAUUCGGAGAAGGUCAAAGUAAUUUUUCAGACAAGUGUUUCUGAAAUGCCACAAUUUUUCUUGGAAUGCAUUUAUGAUAUGUUUGAGUAGCAAUGGUACUAACUGUGCAUAGAGACAUUUGUGAAACUAUGGGAGCAUUAGUCUAUUACAUCUAUUCAUAUCCGUAACAGUUUAAGUUGUGUGCAAAUCAUUGUUGUGAUGCAUGGAGAUCUAAAAACACUUGAGAAUGAAGUAGCAGAACAUUGGAAGCUUAACCAACAAGAGUCAACAACUCAUACUGUGUGAAU